AUGGUCAGCUCCUGUUGUGGCUCUGUCUGCUCUGAAGAGGGCUGUGGCCAAGGCUGCUGUCAGCCUACCUGCUGUAGGCCCACCUGCUGUGUGUCCAGCUGCUGCAGACCCAGCUGCUGUCAAUCUGUGUGCUGCCAGCCCACCUGUUGCCGCCCCACCUGUUGCCGCCCCAGCUGCUGCCGCCCCAGCUGCUGCAUUUCCAGCUGCUGCAAGCCUUCCUGCUGCCGCCCUACCUGUUGCAUUUCCAGCUGCUGCAGGCCUUCCUGCUGCCGCCCUACCUGUUGCAUUUCCAGCUGCUGCCGGCCUUCCUGCUGCCACCCCUGUUGCUGCCGUCCCAGUUGCUGCCGCCCCACCUGUUGCAUUUCUAGCUGCUGCAGGCCUUCCUGCUGCCACACCACCUGUUGCCGCCCCACCUGCUGUGUGUCCAGCUGCUGCAGACCCCAGUGCUGCAUCUCCAGCUGCUGCCGCCCCACCUGUUGCCAGACCACUUGCUGCCGCCCAGCAUGCUCUAGCUGUUCUUGCUGCUGA
Alexandromys fortis (reed vole) is the source of this 528-nucleotide messenger RNA. RefSeq names its product keratin-associated protein 4-3-like. The transcript has a single exon. Gene Ontology annotation, cellular component: keratin filament. The record is from RefSeq and is a predicted model, not a curated record. Bases 1 to 528 code for a protein of 175 amino acids. Lineage: Eukaryota; Metazoa; Chordata; Mammalia; Rodentia; Cricetidae.